This is a messenger RNA of Haemonchus placei, 849 nucleotides long. Lineage: Eukaryota; Metazoa; Nematoda; Chromadorea; Rhabditida; Trichostrongylidae. The record is from the annotation of a GenBank genome assembly.
AUGGCCCCUCCUACUUUUGCUGACCUCGGAAAAUCUGCGAAGGAUCUAUUCAACAAAGGAUACAAUCAUGGUUUUAUCAAAGUCGAUACGACCACGAAAGCUGGUGAAAAUAAAGAGGUAGAAUUCAAAACAUCUGCUGCUCAUAAUCUCGGCUCCGGCAAACUUGGAGGAAACCUUGAUGUCAAAUACAAAAUCCCUUCCUACGGUCUGACUCUUACGGAGAAAUGGAACACUGAGAACCAACUCGGAACAAUAAUUGAAGUUAAUGAGCAGUUUGGUCGAGGACUCAAACUCACUUUCGAUUCUCUUUAUGCUCCUCACGCUGGAAAGAGGACCGGCAAACUGAAGGCUGAUUGGUCUCUCAACACUGCCAGAAUCACUGGUGAAGUUGGCAUCACCGCCGCUCCAGUUAUCAAUGCUGCAGGUGUUUUCGGUCGCGAUGGAUGGCUCUUCGGUGCUUCGGCCACAUUCGAUACCUCUUCAAACAAGGUGUCAACGACCGCAUUGGCCUUCGGGCAUCAAACCUCUCACUACACUCUCCACUCAUUUGUUGUGAAUUCAACCGACUUUGGUGCUUCACUCUUCCACAGAGUCAGCCCCAACGUUGAGCUUGGUACUAUGCUUGGCUGGAAGGUUGGGGGUAAUGGUGCUGAUUUCGCUGUUGCUGCAAAAUAUAGUCCUACCAGAGAUCUGACGCUUCGUGGUAAAGUUAACAAUAGCAGCCAGGUGGCAUUGGCUGUCACACAUUCGCUCUCGCCUGACCUCAAAGCUACGCUGUCGAGUCAGUUCAAUCUUUCCUCGAGUGAUGUUCAUAAGUUCGGAAUGGGUCUUGAAUAUGAGCCACUGUAA